Molecule: messenger RNA, 1716 nt
Organism: Mirounga angustirostris (Northern elephant seal)
Lineage: Eukaryota; Metazoa; Chordata; Mammalia; Carnivora; Phocidae
Gene: SUMF2
Product: sulfatase modifying factor 2
Exons: 9
Coding region: 287-1576 (429 amino acids)
Cellular component (GO): endoplasmic reticulum
Source: RefSeq, a predicted model, not a curated record
UUUCAGUGGACCAUGUUUUCACAGCCCUGCACCUUUGCUUAUGCUGAAGUAUCCAUCCCAGACCCUCCAGUGCCCUUUUUCUCCCACCUGUCUGCACAAAAUUUUUUAUCUCUGCAGUCCUGGACCGUGAAGUUGUGUGUUGCAAAGCUUUGUAUUUUUGAGGACUUGGCCGUUGCGUACAAUAAGUGUGCAGUAAAUGUUAAGCUGAAACCUUUUCUUUGAUCUUGAAAUGGUAUUCCAGCGCCCAAAAGGGGUUUGAAUAUAAAAAGGAAGGAAAUCAGUCAAAAUGUUCUGUUCAUGGGGUAUUGAAGGGGCUUCUGGAAUGGCCUGGUCCCUCAACGCUAACCCUGAGAAUAUUGCAACCUAUCUGGCUCCACACACGUUAAAUUCUAGACCCGGCUGUAGCCUGGGACCAACCAAACCCAUCGGCCAAAAAAAAAAAAAAAAAACCGGGCAGUGCGCACGCAGUACGGCGGCCGACGUGGUGCACGCGGGGCGCAUGCGCGGCGGGGCCCACGGUGUGUGCGCUGCUCGUGUUCCCGGCAUGGGCCCCUCGCCGCCGCUGCUGACCCUGCUGUUGCUCCUGUCUGGUCCGCGGUUCGAGCUAGGGAAUGGGCAGACUACUAACAUGGUCCAGCUACCAGGUGGGAGAUUCCAGAUGGGAACAAAUUCACCAGAUGGCAGAGAUGGUGAAGGGCCUGCCCGAGAGGUGACAGUAAAACCCUUUGCCAUUGACAUAUUUCCUGUCACCAACAAAGAUUUCAGGGAGUUUGUCAGGGAAAAAAAGUACCGGACAGAGGCUGAGAUGUUCGGGUGGAGUUUUGUCUUUGAAGACUUUGUCUCCGAUGAGCUUAGAAACAACAUGACCCAUCAGAUGGAGGGUCCGGAAACAGCCGCACUUGGGCCACCUGAGUCCCAGUCUGAAGUAUUUGUUCUGCCUCGUGUGUGUCAGUCAGGAAGGUGCCCUGGCUGGGUCAGAGCAUCUUGCCGUCAUACUUCUUUUUUGCAGUCUCUUCUCUGGUGGCUUCCAGUGGAAAGGGCGUUCUGGAGGCAGCCUGCAGGUCCUGGCUCUGGCAUCCGAGAGAGACUGGAGCUCCCAGUGGUACACGUGAGCUGGAAUGAUGCUCGUGCCUUCUGUGCUUGGCGGGGGAAACGGCUGCCCACCGAGGAAGAGUGGGAGUUUGCUGCCCGAGGGGGCUUGAAGGGUCAGCUUUACCCAUGGGGAAACCAGUUCCAGCCAAACCGCACCAACCUGUGGCAGGGAAAUUUCCCCAAGGGUGACAAGGCUGAGGAUGGCUUCCAUGGAGUCUCCCCAGUGAAUGCUUUCCCCCCACAGAAUAACUAUGGGCUCUAUGACCUCCUGGGCAACGUGUGGGAGUGGACAGCAUCUCCAUACCAGGCUACAGGGCAGGACAUGCGUGUCCUUCGGGGGGCGUCCUGGAUCGACACAGCUGAUGGCUCUGCCAAUCACCGGGCCCGGGUCACCACCAGGAUGGGCAACACUCCAGAUUCAGCCUCAGACAACCUAGGCUUCCGCUGUGCUUCCAGUGCAGGCCGACUGCCUGGGGAGUUGUGAACGGCCAUGCAGAGCCGUGGUACCCGUGUCACUCCCUGGCCACAUUCCCAACACAGUCAAACUUUAGCCUCAGGAAUGACUUCGUGCCUCUUCCACCAUCCCUCUGUGGCAGGCAUCUCUCACCAGGCCAGAAGACGACU